AUAGCACAACUUCCGCCUAUAUCCGUGACAGCCGAAGUCAUUUUUGCGCCACCAGAAUUCCCUGAUUCUUCCAGAAAAGUGCCUCAAAAACUGUAAAAAUAUGGUCCGGGCAUGGUUUAUGGACACUGAGACGACUGACCAGCGUCUGGAGCACCAACGAAAUCCACCAGAAUUUGUCACCUUGGAGGAUUUGUAUGCAAAAACCGGAGUGGAAUAUUUCAAGAUCGAUGUAGACAAUCACCAGACAGAUGAUACCCUCCAGAAGGUCCGAAAAGACCGUGGAUAUAGCUAUGAAGACCAAAUAACUUGUUCCAAGGAAUGUCUUCCGGAUUAUGAGUCGAAGCUUAAAAAUUUCUUCACUGAACAUCUUCAUACGGAUGAAGAGAUAAGGCUGGUGAUGGAUGGAUCUGGAUAUUUUGAUGUCAGGGAUGGCGAGGAGAACUGGAUCCGUAUCGAAGUUGUAAAAGGGGAUAUGAUAAUCAUUCCAAGUGGGAUCUAUCACAGAUUUACUCUGGAUUCAAAGAAUUUCAUCACAGCGAAGAGAUAUUUUGUUGGAGAGCCUGUUUGGCUGCCUUACAAUCGUCCAGCUGAUGACAUGGAGUGCAGGAAGCAAUACGUGAAGAAGUUAUCCGAGGGCUUCAAAUAAAAGCUGAUUUUUUGAUACUCAUCAGUUGUUGGUUGGUAAUAAAUCUUCCAUUUUGUCUAA
Molecule: messenger RNA, 706 nt
Organism: Phlebotomus papatasi
Lineage: Eukaryota; Metazoa; Arthropoda; Insecta; Diptera; Psychodidae
Gene: Adi1
Product: acireductone dioxygenase
Exons: 4
Coding region: 101-646 (181 amino acids)
Molecular function (GO): acireductone dioxygenase [iron(II)-requiring] activity
Source: RefSeq, a predicted model, not a curated record